CUCAUAAACCUUUCAAAUCACACACACUUUCUUCCACUAAUCUUCUUCUCUAUCUUCUUCUUCAAUCUCCACCACCAGCAAUGGCCACCACCAUUAGUAUUACUCCACCAACAUCUACAACCACCGUCCAACACAUCACCAAGGCUUCCUCCGACCAACUCCUCAGCAAAUUCGCCGAACUCGAUUCUCCCAAAAAAUCGUUGAAACGACAAAAGAGAUCAGCUCAAUCAACAGUGCCGGUGACUCGCCGUGAAAGCUCUGAAGGUAUCUUAGCUGAACGGAAGUCGUUGCUGGUUCCUGUAGCGUCUGCUCGCAGAUCUUCAGGUGCGGCUGCGUUUGUUAGGCAGUUGAAGGUCGGGAGAGUGAAUUUUAGGGCUAGGAAUUUCAGGAAGAGAUCCUUUUUUGGAACAAUCGAGAAGACAUGGCAAAGAACUCUUGAUGGAGCGUCGAAGGUGUUCAUGGAGAAGCAGUAUAACCGGCAUAAACGCUUGCUAAGUGACACAAUCUAAAUCAACAUUUUUGCUGAUGAUGUUGAUAAUCGUGUGGAGAUAAUUAGGGAUUUCGUCAUAAAGUAUCCAAAAAUAUGAGAUUUUAUUUUCACAUAUAUUCAUAGGACGGUAGGACGGAAUCCCUAAUUGUUACUUAUUUCUUGUGUGUGAUAGAAUACUUAUUGUUUUCUAUUCUUUUAUUAAAUUACUUGAAUAAAGGUAUAUCCAUCUUAUGCUUGUACAUUUGCAAUCA
Helianthus annuus (common sunflower) is the source of this 741-nucleotide messenger RNA. RefSeq lists its product as uncharacterized. The record is from RefSeq and is a predicted model, not a curated record. The coding region runs from base 81 to 509 and encodes 142 amino acids. NCBI's taxonomy places the organism in Eukaryota, Viridiplantae, Streptophyta, Magnoliopsida, Asterales, Asteraceae. The transcript is spliced from 2 exons.